GGCCACAAUGAGCGAGGCGGAGAAACAGGCGGUGUCCUUCGCCUGCCAGCGCUGUCUACAGCCCAUCGUCCUGGACGAGCAGCUUGAAAAGAUUAGUGUGCAUGCCAUGGCAGAAUUAUCUUGUAGGUAUUUAGUGCAGUACCAUGGAAAUCCCUCUAAUGAAUCAGCAUUUGCAGUACCCAUUUACGGAGACAAUGGAAAUACUUUAGACCCCCAGGACGCUAGCAGCUUCGAUCACUUUGUCCCGCCCUAUAGGCUCACAGACUCUAUCAAUGGCACGGGCUUUAUGUUGGUCUCCGAUGGCAGAGAUAACAAGAAGAUGAGUGCCGCCUUUAAGCUUAAAGCGGAGCUGUUCGAUUGUCUGUCAUCCAAUUCUGAGAUUGACCAUCCACUAUGUGAGGAGUGUGCCGAUUCCAUGCUGGAGAUCAUGGACCGGGAGCUGCGGAUCGCCGAGGACGAGUGGGAUGUAUACAAAGCCUAUCUGGAUGAACUGGAGCAGCAAAGAGAAGCGCCAAAUGUUGAUGCAUUGGAUAAAGAGCUGGACGAACUGAAGCGCAGCGAACAGCAGCUUUUAUCGGAGCUGACAGAGCUCAAAAAGGAGGAGCAAUCACUGAAUGAGGCUAUUGCCCAGGAGGAGAAGGAAAGGGAAGAGCUCCACGAGCAGGAGGAGAGCUACUGGCGGGAAUACACGAAGCACAGGCGCGAGUUAAUGCUCACAGAAGAUGACAAGCGGAGUCUGGAGAGCCAGAUUACCUACUCGAGGCAGCAAUUGGAUAAACUUCGGGACACUAAUAUAUUUAACAUUACCUUUCACAUCUGGCAUGCCGGACAUUUUGGUACCAUUAAUAACUUUAGGCUAGGUCGUUUACCCUCUGUAUCUGUAGACUGGUCUGAGAUCAACGCUGCAUGGGGACAGACUGUGCUCCUGCUCUCUGCUUUGGCUCGGAAGAUCGGACUUACCUUCGAACGGUAUCGCGUAGUCCCCUUCGGCAAUCACUCAUAUGUGGAGGUGCUCGGCGAGAAUAGAGAGCUACCGCUUUACGGUAGCGGUGGUUUUAAAUUUUUCUGGGACACCAAGUUUGAUGCUGCCAUGGUGGCUUUUCUCGAUUGCCUUACACAGUUCCAAAAGGAAGUGGAGAAGCGCGACACUGAGUUCCUGCUGCCGUACAAAAUGGAGAAGGGCAAGAUAAUCGACCCUUCCACGGGCAAUUCCUAUUCAAUCAAGAUCCAGUUUAAUUCGGAGGAGCAGUGGACCAAGGCCUUGAAGUUCAUGUUGACCAACCUGAAAUGGGGAUUAGCCUGGGUUUCCUCGCAGUUUGUGUCGCCGUGAUGUCAUUCUAAUGUUUAUUUAUAAAUUUACUUAAUAAUCCUCUUAGUCCUUAGUAUUAAAUCGAAAUCUUUUAAAUUUUAAA
Molecule: messenger RNA, 1412 nt
Organism: Drosophila eugracilis
Lineage: Eukaryota; Metazoa; Arthropoda; Insecta; Diptera; Drosophilidae
Gene: Atg6
Product: beclin-1-like protein
Exons: 2
Coding region: 8-1330 (440 amino acids)
Biological process (GO): late endosome to vacuole transport; cellular response to nitrogen starvation; autophagy
Cellular component (GO): phosphatidylinositol 3-kinase complex, class III, type I; phagophore assembly site; phosphatidylinositol 3-kinase complex, class III, type II
Source: RefSeq, a predicted model, not a curated record